GAAAAAAGUGAGGGAGCGACUUUAGAGAGUGGUGCGACCCAGUUCAAACAUACGGCCAUUGUUGUAUGGGCUAGCCAUAUAUAUAUAUGUGUGCUGUAUCUGCACUGCAGUUUUGUUGGUGUGAAAGUUUAACCUCGCGUCAGUUUUGUAGAAAACCUGAUAUUUACAUACUUUUUUUUUGUUUUGUUGCCAUGUCCGAGGAGAUUGAAGGAAGAAGGCCCUCCAGCGAUGAGGCAACACACAAGGAACAGCAGGAGAUUGAUGAUAAUGUCAUCACUCCAGAGAAGGCAGAGGAGGUGAAACUGAAGGCCAGGUACCCUCACCUUGGAGCCAAACCUGGGGGCUCUGACCUGCUCCGGAAACGCCUUCAGAAAGGGCAAAAGUUCUUUGACUCUGGGGACUACAACAUGGCCAAGGCUAAGGUGAAGAACAAGCAGCAGCUCCCUGCAGUGACGCCGGCUGAGAAGGCAGAGAUUACCGGGGACCAUAUCCCCACACCCCAGGACAUCCCCCAGAGGAAGCCCUCUAUCGUGGCUAGCAAACUGGCUGGCUGAGUGGGUUGAUGGAACUAGGAACCAUGGAACUAGGAACCAUGGAACCUUGGAACUGUUUUGUUCUGUUACCAUUCCAUCGCUCGCUGUUGUUCUCUCUCUGAGCCGGUCUCAAUUAGUUCCCUAUGUCUACCGCUUGGCACUAACCCUUCAAUGCAUGCAUAUAUUACUGGCCCUUCCUCCAUAUUCCUCACAUUUGUUCAAACAUUGAAGAGGUGGGGGGGCCUUGGCUCC
Molecule: messenger RNA, 785 nt
Organism: Oncorhynchus keta (chum salmon)
Lineage: Eukaryota; Metazoa; Chordata; Actinopteri; Salmoniformes; Salmonidae
Product: cAMP-regulated phosphoprotein 19-like
Exons: 3
Coding region: 87-554 (155 amino acids)
Cellular component (GO): cytoplasm
Molecular function (GO): protein phosphatase inhibitor activity
Source: RefSeq, a predicted model, not a curated record